UUUGUUUUGAAAUCGAAAGAAACCUUUUUCCGGAGGAAGGAAGUAGCCGAAAUGUAGUACAAAAAUUUAUGAAAGCCCUUCCCUUUUGAAUUUAUUUACUUUAUCAGACUAAACAUUUGCAGACGAGAAUGAUUGGAUCAUUUUUGCCAUUUCUAUCUUGUGCCUUAAGAGAAGAGCUGAAUGUAGUAUGCAGGAAUUCAGAUGUUUAUCCUGUAAAACGUAUGGUUGUUCCAAAAGAUAAAGUUUCUUGGAGUGUUCCAUGGCCAGAUUAUGCUCCACCAAAUUAUUCAGCUCCUCAUCUAAGCAAUGCAUCAUGGGCUGAUCCCGACAUUACUGAUGCAAAAUUCAAACCUAAAUGGAAUGAAGAUGAUGAUGGGAUUGAUAGAAGAAGUUACGAUCAAAAUGAAACUAUCAAAUAUAACGUUAUUGAUGGCUGUCCUCUGAAUACUAAGGGUCGUACCGGUCUUUCAGGACGAGGCAGAUUAGGUCGUUGGGGGCCUAAUCAUGCUGGAGAUGCAAUUGUUACACGAUGGAAAUAUUUGAAUGGUGUGAAGCAACUUGAUGCAGAAAGUGGCCUUCCAAUUCUACAAUUUAUUGCUAUCUUGCGUAAGGAUUGCAAUAAAUGGGCUAUCCCUGGUGGUUUUGUAGAUCCUAAGGAAGCAUCAUCUUCUGCUGUGUUGCGAGAACUAUUUGAAGAAGCUAUUAAUAUUAAAAAGUUGUCAGAUGAAGUUCAGAUGGCUCUGAAAGAAUUUUUCAAAAAUGGUAGACAGGUCUACAGAGGAUAUGUGGAUGAUCCUAGGAAUACAGAUAAUGCCUGGAUUGAAACUACUGCAAUAAAUUUCCAUGAUGACAGUGGACAACACACAGAAAAUAUUUCUUUAGAUGCUCGGGAUGAUGCAGCAGAUGUUAAAUGGAUAGAUAUAAUUAAAGAAAUGGAUAUUUACCCUCCUCAUUAUGCAAUUAUUGAACACUUGAGAAACUUGCAUUUUCCAAAAACUAAGUAAUAGUUUAAAAUCAUAACAUUUUGGAGGAAAAAAAACCCGAAUGCUUUAUGUUUAGUCAGUAUAUUUAUAAGUUUCAGUCAAAACGAGCUUCGUUUUUAGCCAUACUGCAAAAUGUUAAUAUUUCUAGAAUCAUUUUUUUCCAAAUGAUUUAAUUAUUUUGAAAAUUUUUCCAAAGAAAAAGAAGAGUUUUGGUCUUUUACUCAAAAUAACUGUUCUUGUGUUAAAAAAAAAUUCUGCAAUAUCAGACUUACUCUUUCCAUUUUCUUUCUCUUUUUUGAUUAUUUGCUUUUAUUUAGCUUGAUUUAUCUCAUAUUUGUAAAAAUGAUUUUUAAUGAUUGUUUCCAACAUUGCUGGUGUGUCAGAGUUUUGAAAUUUUGUAUACUUUGUGUUUUCUAUAAAAAUAAAAUAUUUUAAUUUUUUAGAAACUA
This is a messenger RNA of Argiope bruennichi, 1432 nucleotides long. RefSeq names its product ADP-ribose pyrophosphatase, mitochondrial-like. Gene Ontology annotation, molecular function: ADP-ribose diphosphatase activity. NCBI's taxonomy places the organism in Eukaryota, Metazoa, Arthropoda, Arachnida, Araneae, Araneidae. Bases 129 to 1004 code for a protein of 291 amino acids. The record is from RefSeq and is a predicted model, not a curated record. The transcript is spliced from 6 exons.